Messenger RNA from Nematolebias whitei (Rio pearlfish), 1494 nucleotides. RefSeq names its product mitochondrial ribosomal protein S5 (gene mrps5). Bases 18 to 1232 code for a protein of 404 amino acids. The record is from RefSeq and is a predicted model, not a curated record. Gene Ontology annotation, molecular function: RNA binding; structural constituent of ribosome. NCBI's taxonomy places the organism in Eukaryota, Metazoa, Chordata, Actinopteri, Cyprinodontiformes, Rivulidae. Gene Ontology annotation, biological process: translation. The transcript has 12 exons. Gene Ontology annotation, cellular component: ribosome.
CCCUUCGUAAUUUCAAGAUGGCGGCGUCCGUGCGCCUGUGCAGUGUCCUCCGGUUCACAAUUGGAGGUGCAGCAUCACGCCAUACUGUAGGGAGUGCUGUCCAGAUGUCUCACUUGGCGAGCCGAGCCACAGCUGCCUCUUUGCAGAGGCAACCCUCAUUUCCACCAGUCCCACUAACAUCAUGGCAGCAGAGCAGAUGUAGCAGCUUCUUCAACAAGUUGACGGCAGACCAACUAUGGAAAGGUGUGUUAGCAGAAACUGGUGCCGGCAGGAAGGGCAGAGGGAAACGAACAAAACGAACACUGAAGAAAGACUUGAACCGAGGACAGUAUAUUGGGGAAGGCCGUGAAGGAUUUCUGUGGCCCGGACUUAAUUUUCCUGUACUGAAGGAUGGUGCCGUGCAGAACAUUAGCAGAAGAAGUGACGCUGAUCAAGAGCAAGUCAAAGCUGAACUCUUCCGUCAGAGAGACGAGUGGUUGAAAAAGAGGAAGACGAAGUUGAAAAAAGAGAGAGGUUGGACCGGAAACUCUUGGGGGGGCGUCAGCUUGGGCCCGCCCGACCCUGGUCCCAAUGGAGAAAGCAACGCGGACUUCGAUUCUCGAGUCAUUGAGUUAAAGAAUGUAUUCUGCAUGAAUGCCAAAGAGGGCAGGAAGAAGACCGUCAGCUGUUUGGUUGCCGUAGGAAACGGCAAAGGAGCUGCAGGCUUUGCUUUGGGUAAAGCAUCAGAUAGAAUGGCAGCUAUGAGGAAGGCCAAGAACCGAGCCGUCCGAUAUUUGUACUACGUAGAGCGUUACAAUGAUCACACAGUUUUUCAUGACUUUGAUUCCAAGUUCCAGACGACAACGCUGCGUGUUAAGAAAAAAAACGAGGGUUAUGGUCUGUGCUGCCACCGGGUGAUCAUCACCUUGUGCAAGCUGAUUGGCAUAAAGGACUUGUACUGCAAAGUGGAGGGAAAGACGAAUCUCCUCAACAUCACUCGGGCCUUCUUUGCUGGAUUGACCAAUCAGGAAACGUUUCAGAAGCUGGCUGACAGGCAGCAGCUCCAUGUUGUGGAGUUCAAUUCAAACCAAGGCCCGCUGCCCAUUGUGGUGGCAAGUCCUAAAGACGGAGUGCGUACCAACCCAGAGCCCUUGGAUGAGCUCACCGACACCAAGCUGCACUGGGACGAUGUUCGAGCCAAGCAGGGAUCUAAAACCUCCGUAUGGGAUGGUGUGAAACGCACCGUCUGGUAGAUCAGAGAACAGAACUGAAGACCGUCUGAAACCAGGAAUGAAAAGAUGAAAGUGCAGGAUUUUUUUAUAUUUUUUUUUGUCUAACAGUAUAUCCAUUUUCAUAUACAGUGGAUAUUAUCUGUCAGAAUGAUUUGCUAACUGAAAACUAAAGGUAAUAAAUGUUUGAGUAUAAAUUCAUCUCAUUUGACAACAGGCACAAUCUUUAAAGGUCAAUCAAUAAUCACUGAAAAACCUCUGAAAACUUCCUGCUCUGUUAUCAAGU